This is a messenger RNA of Cynara cardunculus var. scolymus (artichoke), 252 nucleotides long. Its product is annotated as mitochondrial import receptor subunit TOM6 homolog. Gene Ontology annotation, cellular component: mitochondrial outer membrane translocase complex. Bases 83 to 247 code for a protein of 54 amino acids. NCBI's taxonomy places the organism in Eukaryota, Viridiplantae, Streptophyta, Magnoliopsida, Asterales, Asteraceae. The transcript has a single exon. The record is from RefSeq and is a predicted model, not a curated record.
UGAGAGAGUGGGUUAGGGUUUUUUAAUUCGCUGAAAAUCUCAACAAUCGGAAAAGGAAAAUUCAACGCAUAUCGGAUCGAAGAUGUUUCCUGGGAUGUUCAUGCGAAAACCAGACAAAGAAGCUGCUCUGAAGCAACUUCGUGUGCAUGUUGCUUUAUUCGGGGCGUGGGUUGCUGCUAUUCGGGUCACUCCUUAUGUUCUCCAUUACUUCUCCGACAGCAAAGACGAGCUUGUUCUUGAUUUCUAGUUCUG